This is a messenger RNA of Protobothrops mucrosquamatus (brown spotted pit viper), 715 nucleotides long. RefSeq names its product cathepsin L1-like. The transcript is spliced from 4 exons. Gene Ontology annotation, molecular function: cysteine-type endopeptidase activity. Gene Ontology annotation, biological process: immune response. Gene Ontology annotation, cellular component: lysosome. The annotation marks the transcript as partial. The record is from RefSeq and is a predicted model, not a curated record. Lineage: Eukaryota; Metazoa; Chordata; Lepidosauria; Squamata; Viperidae.
GGACACUGUGGCUCCUGCUGGGCCUUCAGUGCCACGGGGGCUCUGGAGGGGCUGCUCUUCAAAAAGACCGGCAAGCUGGUCCCCCUGAGCGAGCAGAACCUCAUGGACUGCUCCUGGAAGCUGGGCAACAAGGGCUGUCACGGGGGCUACGUCAGCCACGCCUUUGAGUACGUUCGGGACAACAGAGGCAUCAAUUCGGAGCAGGAUUAUCCUUACCGGGAGAAGGACGAGUUCAAAUGUCACUACAACCCAAAAACCCGGGUGGGCAACUGCACGUCCUUAGUGCGGAUUCAGUCACAGAACGAGGCGGCCCUGGAGCAAGCUGUGGCCACGAUGGGGCCAGUAUCCUUGGGUGUGGACGCUAAGAGUUUCCAGUUCCAUUUCUAUAAGUCGGGUAUCUUUGCAAGCAGCUGGUGCACCCACAAUGUCAGCCACGCCAUGCUGGCCGUGGGCUACGGCACUGAGCAGGAGGGUAAGAAGACCACCGAUUACUGGAUCCUAAAGAACAGCUGGUCCGAGAAGUGGGGCGAGCACGGCUACAUGCGAUUGGUGAAAGGAAUGAAUAACCAUUGUGGGGUAGCCAAUCAAGCUUGUUACCCAACUAUGUAACUGAUCCAGCGUCGUUUCACGCCAAAUCUUCUCCGCCUCGGAGUUUCGACCUUUCCAACUGAGCUGUCCCUUGCUGGCAUCGUUGCCCCAGAUUGGGUUAAAAGUU